CUCAGUGAGUGAUCUCUCUCGGCUCCGCGGGCAUCCAUGGUCUAUCUCCCGGGGAUGCAAUCCGAGGCGCACAGCGUCAAGCCGGGACAACUGGUGGAGAUGUUUGACUCGUCUUGGAGGGUGCGGAACAUAUGGGACGGGGUGAGAUUGGAGGUGGUCGAGGAUCGCAGCCCGGUGGUCCUGCACAGCUUCACACACCUGGACCCGGACCUGCCUCUGCUGGAGAGCUCGACGCAGGAGAUCGGCGAGGAGGCCGAGGAGGACGCCAUCUUCACCAUCACGCUGAGGAAGGUGCAGCUCCACCAGUCGGCCAGUAAGGGGCAGCGAUGGCUGGGCGUGGAGACGGACUCGGCCCUCAGCCUCUACGAGACCUGCAAGGUGCGGACCAUCAAGGCCGGCACGCUGGAGCGGCUGGUGGAGUACAUGGUGUCGGCGUUCAGGGGUAAAGACUCCACCUACGUCACCAUCUUCCUCUGCACCUACCGAUCCUUCGCCACCACCAAGCAGGUGCUGGAUCUGCUGCUCAACAGGUAUGCCAAGCUCCAAAAUGUGCCUGCAGCCACAGCACACAGAGUCUCCCAGGACGACUGCACAGAGCUGAGAAACACUGUUUCGUCCAUCCUGGGUGCGUGGCUGGACCAGUACUCCGAGGACUUCUGGAGUCCGCCGAACUACGACUGUCUGCACCAGCUCAUGUCCUACCUUCACCUCCACUUCCACGGCUCGGACCUGGAGCGCCGCGCCCGCAACCUGCUGGCCCACUUCUACCGCCGACAGCAGUGUGAGCCUGAUCCUGAUGGGGAACACAUCGGCUGCCCGUUCGCCACGCAGGAAGAGAGCGGCUUUGAGGACGAACUUCCUGCUUUUAGCUUCCUGUCAUUUGACCCCAUCAUGGUGGCGGAGCAGUUCACGCUCAUGGACGCGGAUCUGUUUAAGAAGGUGGUGCCCUACCAUUGUCUGGGGGGGAUUUGGUCUCAGCGAGACAAGAAGGGGAAGGAGCACCUGGCUCCGACCAUCAGAGCCACCGUGGCCCAGUUCAACUCCGUCACCAACUGUGUCAUCACCACCUGCCUGAGCAACCCGACGCUGAAGCCCAACCAGAGGGCUCGGCUGCUGGAGAGAUGGAUCGACGUGGCGCGGGAGUGUCGGAUCUUGAAGAACUUCUCCUCGCUGCGAGCCAUCCUCUCCGCUCUGCAGUGCAACGCCAUCCACCGCCUGAAGAGGACCUGGGAGGAAGUGUCAAGGGAGAGUUUCCGCACCUUCCGUGAGCUGUCCGAGAUCUUCUCAGACGACAACAACUACUCUCUGAGCCGAGAGCUGCUGGUGAAGGAGGGCACUUCCAAGUUCGCCACAUUGGAAAUCAACCCCAAGCGAGCUCAGCGGAGACACCAGCAGCAGAGAGACCUGGGAGUGAUGCAGGGGACGAUUCCCUACCUGGGAACCUUCCUGACGGACCUGGUGAUGAUGGACACUGCCAUGAAGGACUACACUGAGGGUGGUCUGAUCAACUUUGAGAAGAGAAGAAAGGAGUUUGAGGUGAUCGCUCAGAUCAAACUGCUCCAGUUGGCCUCCAACAACUACAGUUUCACUCAGGACAGCCACUUCAGAGAGUGGUUCGCAGGCGUGGAGAAGCUCAGCGAGGCCGAGAGCUAUAAUCUGUCCUGUGAGAUCGAGCCUCUGUCGGAGUCGGCCAGCAACACGCUCAGAGCCAAGAAGAACGGAGGGAUCAUGAAACGCUGGAGCGACCGGCAGCUGACGGAGGCCGGCUCCAGCAGCGCUCCAGGCUCUCAUUCCAAAUCCUUCGACCACUCCCACUACAGACCGUACCAAGGAGGCGGCGGCGGCGGGGGGGACAGCGGCGACGCCCUCAGCGUCACCUCCGUCAGCUCCAGCGGCUCCGACCUGGAGGACGUAAACGCAAGCUUCCUGUCCGAUUCCCCCGAGGGACACGAGAGGAAGGUGAGGAAGAAAGAUGCAAGAAAGGAGUCACCGCAAAAACUUACCAAGACUCUGACGUCGACGCCUUCAGUGAAACUUUCUGUCUCUGCUUUGGGGAGAGACGCUCCGCCAGCAGACACGACCUCAACGUUCUGGGAGUGCACGUCGCUGUCGUCUCUCGACACGUCGGGGAUGGGCUCCAGCUCCGGCUCGGCCUCUGGCUCCAGCAGCGCCUCGUCCUCCUCCGUCUCCUCCUCCACGCCGAUGUCGGCCUCGCGCUCACACAAACGCUCGGUGUCGGCCGUGUCGAACUACUCCACCCUGUCGCUGCCGCUGUACAACCAGCAGGUGGACGACUGCUGCAUCAUCAGGGUCAGCCUGGACGUGGAGAACGGGAACAUGUACAAGAGCAUCCUGGUGACGAGUCAAGAUAAGACUCCGGCGGUCAUCAGGAAAGCGAUGAUCAAACACAACCUGGACCGAGAGAAGACCGAGGAGUACGAGCUGAUGCAGAAAAUCUCCGAGGACAAAGAGCUUCGGAUCCCGGACAACGCCAACGUCUUCUACGCCAUGAACUCCACUGCCAACUACGACUUCGUGUUGAAGAAGCGCGGCCCAAACCGGCCGGUGCGAGCCAAGAACGUCGCCAGUUCGACGCUGCCUCGCAUGAAACAGAAGGGACUGAAAAUCGCCAAAGGGAUUUUCUGAGGAGGAAAAACAACACAGGCCACUUCCUGCCUGACCCCCCCUUAAAAAAACAAAUGCCCCCUUUUUAAACCCACUCUCUCUCUCUCUCUCUCUCACCCCUGUGCCGUAACAGUCUCCGCUCCUUCAGAAGUUUCUGUUUCGGGGUCAGUCGGAGGCUACGACUAACCUGAAGUGUCUGAGUUUUGGUAGCGACUGGAAACUAAAACACACUGAGAUGCCAGAGGAGGAGAAACCUUCCCGUUGCGGAUUUGGCGGGAAGCAAAAGGAGCACCUUAACCGUGUCGCGGACUAAACCUGACGAACUUUUUUUUUAAAAGGCUGUCAGAGGAAAACGUCCCGCUGAGAGGAGAAGAAGAAGUCGUUUCCAGGUGUUCACGGAAACCAGAGGACACGAUUGUAGGGGAACAAAGAAAAAAAAAGCAGCAGCAGCAGCGGCGGCGUCGGAUCCGAAAGAUUUACUUCAUUUCCGUCUUUUUUUUUUUUUUUUUGGUUUACAACUUGUUUACAUCUUAAAACGUCAUUUUAGUUUCACGCACCUUCGAUUUAAUUCCAAGGAGUCUCCCUCAGCAGCCUGAAACAGGUCGCUCUCCUGUCUCCGGUCCUCACGCUCGCCCCCUGCUGGCCGCGGAGUGUACAUAACCCGAACAAUGCGACGCGGUGAAGCGAGCCAACCGGCGCCCCCUGGCUGUGGUUUUUUCGAAUGUGUUUCUAAUUUUUUCAGGGAACUUUUUGUGGUGUCGUUGUGUGUGUGUGUGAGUGUUACCGCCGCCUUUACCGUACCGUCUCACUCACUCCUCGCUCCUCUAAAGGGGGGAAGAGGAAGAGGAAGAGGAAGAGGGAGAGGAGAGAGGAGAGAGGAAGAGGAGGUUCCUGAUGUCAAAAAAAAAAUUAAA
Messenger RNA from Scomber japonicus (chub mackerel), 3539 nucleotides. RefSeq names its product ral guanine nucleotide dissociation stimulator-like. The transcript has 18 exons. NCBI's taxonomy places the organism in Eukaryota, Metazoa, Chordata, Actinopteri, Scombriformes, Scombridae. Gene Ontology annotation, cellular component: plasma membrane. The record is from RefSeq and is a predicted model, not a curated record. Gene Ontology annotation, molecular function: guanyl-nucleotide exchange factor activity. The coding region runs from base 37 to 2646 and encodes 869 amino acids. Gene Ontology annotation, biological process: positive regulation of GTPase activity; Ras protein signal transduction.